AUGUUCAAUGGUGUUAGCAGCGAUAGACACUCACACAGGGAUGAGCUGAGCAGACUUCUGCCUUCCAACCGUAGCGAUCUACCUCCGUCCCCGUUUCCCGCCAAAGAGGUCACAAAAGUUGCACUGCGGUUGAAAUAUCAGCUUGAACAAGUCAUUCCUUGCGAGCUUGACGAAGCACAGAUUACCCGAGCGAAUAGUCCUGUCAUCACCAGAAAGGUGAUCAAGACUGCCCAGGAAGCUGGAGGAGAAAAGUACCAAGCAUGUGUUGUCUACUGUCUACUGGUGUGCAAGAGAUGGUUCAAGAGACAGGCUCUCCUAGAGCUCUGGGAUGCCGAGCUCCAUGAAGUGCGAGCAGUGGCCUGUGAGGUAAUGGCCAAACGGAUCAUCGAGUCUGAAGAGGACCAGUUCUACCUUAUGCAAGAAGUCCUGCUCAAGCGCUACUCCAUUAUGCGGGACGGAGAAGAGACGAAACCUGCCAACGUCAUCGAGCGGGCUGUUGAUCUUCACGCUGUAUGGGUGAUAGGUUCUUCCGGCUAUCAGAAAUGUGUCAAGUUCCUCUGGAGGGGAUGGCUGCAUCAGGACGAUAUGAACCCAGCUAAUUUUGUCGAGUACAAGGAGAAGACGAGUUCGAACUACUGGGACCAUCUCAAUCCUGACCGCAUGCGUGCGCCUGUCUACCAGAACACCGUUCAGAUCUUCUUUUCCCUGCUCUACCUGGUUCUGUAUACCAUUGCAGUCAAUACUAUCAAUGCCACGGGUGACCUCGAUGUCGUGGAAGGCAUCCUCUACGUCAUGACUGCAGGCUUCAUCUUUGACGAAGCGUCCAAAUUCUGGAAAAUCGGCCGCUAUUAUUUUGGCUUCUGGAAUGCCUUCAACAGUACCCUCUACACCCUCCUGAGCAUCUCUUUCGUCCUCCGCAUUGUCGCCCUCAUCCACUCCCCUGACACCCACGAUGAACAACGCAUCAGGUACAACCAGCUCUCUUACAACUUCUUCGCCUUCUCCGCCCCUAUGUUCUGGAUGCGCCUUCUCCUUUACCUUGACUCCUUCCGCUUCUUCGGUUCAAUGCUUGUCAUCGUCAAGGUCAUGAUGAAGGAAUCACUCAUCUUCUUCGCUCUCCUUGUCGUUGUUGUCGUUGGCUUCCUCCAGGCCUUCAUCGGCCUCGACCAGGUCGACCACAACCGAGAUAUUACCACAUUCAUCAUUCAGGCCAUGGUCAAUGCUGUUAUGCAAUCUCCUGAUUUUGGCGGAUUCGAGAAUUUUCAGCAUCCUUUCGGCCUUAUACUCUACUAUAUCUUCACGUUUGUCGUGAUGGUCAUCCUACUCAACGUUCUCAUCGCGCUCUAUAACUCCGCGUAUGCAGAUAUCACCGAAAACGCCACUGACGAGUACAUGGCCCUAUUUGCUCACAAGACAAUGCAGUUUGUCCGAGCGCCGGAUGAAAACGUCUUCAUUGCGCCCUUCAAUCUCAUCGAGAUCGUCUUCCUCAUUAUCCCCUUUGAAUGGUGGAUGGACAGACAUCGCUAUGAAAGACUAAAUAAUUACGUGAUGGGUGUCAUUUACUCCCCGCUGUUGGCCAUCAUAGCAUUUAUUGAAGCGCGGGAGGCAAAGACGAUACGAUUGAAUCGCAAGCGAGGGGAGGAGGAUGAUGAUACGGUAGAGGAAUGGGAGGAAUUGCAAGGGGAGGUUGACCUGGAGGGAGAAGGUUGGGGUAAGAAGGUGGAGGUGACAAGACCAAAUGUGGAAGUCGAAACGGCGGUGGUGGAGGUUAGAGAGCUACAGAAGCAGGUCAAAGAAUUAAAGAAAAUGGUCAAGGAAAUGAGUGCGGAGCCUGAUGGGGGCAAUCAGUGA
Molecule: messenger RNA, 1851 nt
Organism: Endocarpon pusillum Z07020
Lineage: Eukaryota; Fungi; Ascomycota; Eurotiomycetes; Verrucariales; Verrucariaceae
Exons: 2
Coding region: 1-1851 (616 amino acids)
Source: RefSeq, a predicted model, not a curated record